Oryzias latipes (Japanese medaka) is the source of this 5184-nucleotide messenger RNA. Its product is annotated as sterile alpha motif domain-containing protein 3-like. Lineage: Eukaryota; Metazoa; Chordata; Actinopteri; Beloniformes; Adrianichthyidae. The record is from RefSeq and is a predicted model, not a curated record.
AGCUUUCCUGACUCACAUAUACUUAGUUAACUUUACUCAUUAAUAUAAAAUACAUACUUCUUACUAGGUUUUGUUGAGUUACAGUCAAUUGCAGGUUGAAAAUAACAAUUUACUUAAUUGUUUGAGUGCCGCUUACUUGAAACAAGCAAGUACCAACAAAGGAUGCAAUGACGUUAUCACACCAGUGAGAGGCAGCAGUGCAAUAAAGCGUACCUAAUGUGCAGAAAAAAAACGAAGAAAAAGAAGCGGCACUGCAAGAGCAUGCGUACUAUCUCGGCGCCAAUUCUCCAGAUGUGGAAAGACGUUGACAGGCCACCUACGUUUUUAUCCGGAGCUUCGUUACUUUUUUGAAAGAAAAAGAAUAAUAAUAAGAAGAAGUCCUUCUGGCAGCUGCCUCCUGAUUGGUCUUCAACAAACAGGUCUUGAUACACUGGUGAGGACUUUAUAUUUUGUUAAUAUUUUGUUGACUAAACCAACUUAAAAUAUUUGUCCACCUCACAUAAUCUCUUGCAGAUGCAGUGGAACUGUAAGCACUGUGUUUUUUCUGCAAACAAAAGAGGACUUUUGUUAAAACAUUAUCGUCUAAAACAUGGAGGCUUCACUCGACAACAGCCAAUACCAUGUCUUCAUAUGGAUUGCUUAUGCUCUUUCAAGUCUUUUAACGCACUCAAAGUGCACUUAUCUUUUUGGCACUCUCAAUCAGACAGACAAACAAGUGAACCCAAAGUUGCGUUUCACUGCCAGUUAUGCGAGUAUGUGCGUCCCUGCACUGAAUCUGAGUUUUUCACUCAUUUACGCAGUCAUUUAAAACUUAAACAAAGUGUUUCAUGCCCAUAUGAAGGCUGUCAGUUUGAGAGUAAUAUAUAUUCAACAUUUAAUGCUCACAAAAGCAGAGUACACAGUGGGAGUUCUACAACCCAAUUUAAAGGUCCAAUACUUUCAAACAUUGAACAAUUAGAUCAACUGACUGAAGUGGCUGAAGAGGUGCCUUUACAGGAUGACAAUUGUGUAAAUGAGUCUGUAGAUGACAUGCAGGACUUAGAUAUUCAGUUAGAACGUAACCUGGCUUCAUUAUUUUUGAAAAUGCAAGCAAUCCUGCAUAUAUCUGAAAGCGCUGCACAAGAAGUAAUCCAGCAGAUUAAUCAGAUUCAAAUGCUUUCAGAGCCAUUACUACAAAAUGCUGUCCAGAAAAUUAUCAGUCAUCACUGUAGUGAUGUGGAUAAUUCCAUAGUAAGUGACAUUGUUAGUGUAGUGUCACAAAGUAAUGUCCUGCUGAAAUUUACCAGUGCAGAAGGAUCCCUGUCAACAGCUAGCAGAAGAGCAUCUUAUAUGCUGCGAGAAUUUCCAGUCGUCAUGCCAGUUGAGUUUGCUCUUGAUAAAGAUCACUCAUUUGUUUAUGUCCCCAUACUGAAAAUGUUGAAGACAUUGCUCAACAAUAAGGACAUUUUGGAUAAGGUGCUGCACGCAGAGGGGAUUUCACCCGAAGGAUACCACUCAUUCAGAGACGGCUCUCAUUUCAAAGAAAAUAUUCUUUUGAAUGUAGAAGAAUGUAGGAUUGCCCUUGGUCUAUACAUUGAUGACUUUGAAGUUGCUAAUCCAAUUGGAACCUCCAAGAAAAAACACAAACUAUGUGCCAUAUAUUGGGUACUUGCAAAUCUUGAUUCCAAGUAUCGGUCGGCUCUUCACUCCAUCCAACUUGCACUUUUGUGCAAAGUUCACACUGUAAAAGAGCAUAGCUAUCAUGAAGUUCUUCGUCCUCUCAUUCAGGACAUUGCAACUCUUGAGGAAAGUGGUGUGUAUGUUGAACGAUUAGCAGAAAGUGUUAAAGGCACUGUACUUUAUGUGGCAGCGGACAACUUGGGGGCUCACUCUUUGGCAGGAUUCCAUGAGAGUUUUGCAGCAGAUUAUUUUUGUCGGUUUUGUAUGUGUAAACAACAUGACAUUCAGGAUAAGGAGGUCAGAUCUGGUCUACUUCAGCCAAGGACAAGAGAGAACCAUGAAAAACAUGUGCACGAGGUUUCCCGUGACCAUCUUAUGGCAAAACAUCAUGGCGUAAAAAGAGGAUGUCCACUAUCUGAAAAAUUGACACACUUUCACGUGGUGAACGGUUUCCCACCUGACAUUCUUCAUGAUUUUUUGGAGGGUUUAGUACCAGUAGAAUUGUCACUGUGCCUUAAGGAUUUGAUUGCCAAAAAAUAUAUUUCUUUGGAGUCUUUGAAUAGGGCUAUUAGGCAGUUCCCUUACACAUUUUCUGAUAAAGCUGACAAACCACAGAUCAUUCCAAAAACUUCCUUCUCUAGGGGAACUACUGGGGGAAAUGGUCAUGAAAAUUGGUCUCUGCUGAGGCUGCUUCCAUUGAUGAUAGGCCAUAACAUCCCUGAAGGAGACCAAUCAUGGGAGAUACUGAUGCUUCUUAAAGAUACACUGGAGUUGGUAAUGUCAGCACACUUUACGGAAGAGUUAAUACACAUCUUGGACUGCAAAAUCUCAGAACAUCGUGAGUUAGUUCAGAAAACUUUUCCAAACUACAGACUUCGUCCCAAACAUCAUUUCAUUGAACACUAUCCUCAAAUGAUACAAAUCUUUGGCCCUCUAGUAGAUGUGUGGACAAUGAGGUUUGAAGGGAAGCACAAAUUUUUCAAGAAAGUUGUGCAUGACACAUGCAAUUUCAAGAAUGUAGCACAUAGCUUAGCUGUAAGACACCAGAAAAUGAUGGCCUUCCAUUUGGAUUCCUCAACAUUCUUCAAGCCUCUUUUGGAAAUUGAUAAAGUGAGAUCAGUUAUGGUCACAUCUUUCCCUGAGAAUGUUCAGAGCUCACUGCAUCAGCAAAAUGGCAAGCAAUCUGCAGUGCUGGUUGCAUCAUCUGCAUGUGUUCAUGGUGUAAAAUACUGUGCAGAUAUGAUUGUCUCUGUUGGCAGUUGCUCAGGUCUUCCAGAGUUUAGACAAAUAACACACAUUGUGGUUAUCAACACAGAAAUUAUGUUGGUCUGCAGGAUUUUGAGCUCCUGGUACAUUGAACAUUUGCGUUCUUAUGAAUUGUGCUAUGGUGGGGCAGGGUGUCUUACAGUGACCCAUCUGUCUGAGCUUAAUGAUGUUUUCCCCUUAUCUGCCUACCAAGUAAAAGGCAAUGUGUAUGUGACCCUGAAACGUUUCAUUCUGUGCUGAAUGAAAAUGUAUCAAAUGGCCACUAAAGAGAAUUUCUUUUUUUUCUUAUAUUUUUUAAGAACAAUGGAAAGCUAUAAAGUAAGACUCAUCCUAACUGAACAGGACAUAAGGAAGUUGUCACUGGAUGCAAAACCCAAAAAUGUUGAGGAGCUGAAGAUAAAAAUCAAAGAAAAAUGUGAUCUGCAGUAUGAUUUCAAUGUGAUGUAUGAAGAUUCAGACUUUGACAAUGCCUUCUGCAACCUUGAAGACAUAGGUGACCUACCAGCUUCAAGAGCUACAGUGAAGGUAAUCCCAUUGUUGGUUACCGCCUCAACCACCAGCAUGUCUGAUGACUCCUGUGUUUCCAACGAUACAGUGAUUAUGCCCACAGACAGCUCAUCUACAAGACACAAUCCAUGGCCAGAGAUUUUUUAAAUUUCCAGAUUUUUCUGUCGAUGUAGAAUUCAGACUCAGACAGUCUAAUCUUCAAUAUCUACGAGACCAGACGUACCUCAGUGUAACAAGAGACAUGAAGCAUAGCAUUUUAGAAAAGCUUGCUGAAACUAUUUACAAGUUUGAUGCGUAUCCGAAUAAUGAGCGUAUUAAUUCUGUGGCACUAGCACUCAUUAACAAACAUCCCUGCCUUAAGGAGCAAGGUUCACCGGAUGGGUGCUCUAGCUGGAAGCACAGCUUAAAAUUCAAAAUGGGAAACUAUCGGACUAAACUAAGAAAAGCAGGAUGUGUGGAGGUUGGUGUAAACGGAGGCAAAACAGGUGGCCCGGGAAUGGCAGCAAAAGGACUGAAAAGGCCAAAAAGGUCUGAGGUAAAUUACUUACCAGAACACCCUGAGGGACAGAAUGGAGACAGCCUAGAGGCUGUGAGACAGCUUCUGGUUGAAGAAAUGAGGAAAGUGAACCCUAGUGGAACUUUCAUUGCAUCAAAGAUGGACCUGACCUUCUCAAUGCGAAGACAUGAGAUUGUGGAUGCAGAAACUCCAGUGAAAACAUUGAUGGAGCGGUGGCCAGCACUUUUUACUGAGAGACAAGUGUUUGCAGAGUUUAACAGGAUAGUCACCACAGAUCUGCAUUGUAACUUUUAUGGUGCUGUGGAUCGCUACACACCACGCUUUGUCACAAUCUUCAAGUCCAAGAAAGGGACCGUUGGAGAGAAAUUGGAUGAGCUUAUGCAGCAAAUGAAUACAGGGAAAGAAGCAGAUGUGACAGCAAUGCGCACUCUUGUGCUCCGGGGCUUACCUAUCCUGCUUGGUGAUGAUGCCAGUAACUUCUACAAUACCUGCAAUGCAUGUGAGGUUGAUGGCUGGCCACAAGUGUCCAUUGGGGUGCUGACUGUUAUUGAUGAAGAAGAACCUCUCAUUCCAAAUAAACUGUACCUUGACCCAGUGUCUACUGCAGUCAUUGUGGAGGGAGGUAUAGUACUGGAUAAUCUGCAGAAUCUGCCUCAGGCAAUUUGCAUCUUGUUUGGUCUGUCUUAUGCUUUAAAUUUGGAGUACCCAAAAGGCAUGAUCAACACUUUCAACUUCAUUCAGAAAGUGAUGCUUGGUUUGGGACAGAACAAACUGCCACCAAAACUACAAUCUCUGAAAAAUCUCCUGUUGAGCUGAGAUGUAAUCAAAUGUGAAAGAGUGAAAAUUGACAUUUGAUUUAAGAAAAAAUGUUCUUUGAUUAAAAAAAAAAGUUCUGACAGUGGAAUAAGAGUAGUUGAUAGAAGAAAAAAAAGGAAAACUAAGUCACUUGUUUAAAAUUGUCAGCCCAUUGGUUCUUGAGCAAGUUAUGAGGCUGCCAGUGUAAUCGAUGUUUGUCAGAGACAUUGCUUUUGGCACUCGUCAACUCGUUGGUUAAAUCAAGUUUGGUCUCUGAAAUGUUGUUGAUUUAAAGUUGUUAAGAUUCAAGGUAUGGCCCAUUUACUUAGAUUUUAUAUACAUUUAUUUAGAUUUUUGUACUGUAAAAUAUUUUUGUUUUAAACAUUUUAAAAACCUGACUAUUUGCAUUAAUUUUUACCCCAGUGCGUGUGUACCAUCCU